ACACUGUGUUCACUGAGACUCAGCGGCCAGUACUGGAGAGGAGUGAGCAUACCAGAGGAGCUGACUGGAGCUUCUGCAGCACAGAGCUGGAGCUUUUUCACUUUGACACCAGUGACAGAGGAGGAUGACUGGAGCGUCACUUCAGGAACAGCAUCCCUCCGAUCUGGGAACUUUUCUCUGUCCUGAGAGCUUGAAAGUUACCGGGAAAGAAAGUUUGAUCUGAAGAGGCACAUAUAUUGGAUUUCUGGUUCAGCUGCGAGUUAGGAUGAAGACUCAUCUCCUCUGCUUGGAGUUGCUCCUCUUGGCGGAUCACGUCCUUCUGGCCAGUGGGCAGCUGGAGUCAAAGCAGCAAGCGCCCCAGGACGUUCUGUCUGUUACACAGAGACUUGGGCUCAUAGAGAGAGAUGUGCAGGGCCUGGUGAGGCCCAACAUCACCAUUCCCCGCCGCCGGCUACCUCCCAUGUGCACAGGGCCCACGGAAAUCCGAGACACCUUCAAGUACAUCAACACGGUGGUGUCCUGCCUGGUGUUUGUUGUGGGCAUCAUAGGGAAUUCCACUCUGCUGAGAAUCAUCUAUAAGAAUAAGUGCAUGCGUAACGGGCCGAACAUCCUGAUCGGCAGCCUGGCACUCGGAGACCUGCUGCACAUCAUCAUCGGCAUUCCCAUCAAUGUUUACAAGCUCCUGGCAGAGGACUGGCCUUUCGGCGUAACUCUGUGUAAGAUGGUUCCGUUCGUCCAAAAAGCCUCCGUGGGGAUUACAGUGCUGAGUCUGUGCGCUUUGAGUAUUGACAGGUAUCGCGCAGUGGCCUCCUGGAGCCGCAUCAAAGGGAUCGGCGUUCCAAAGUGGAUGGCUAUCGAAAUAGCGCUCAUCUGGAUAAUAUCCAUCGUGCUGGCUGUGCCAGAGGCAAUAGCUUUCGACAUGAUCACCAUGGACUACAAGGGAGAACACUUGAGGAUCUGUUUGCUGCACCCCAUGCAGACAACCGACUUCAUGAGGUUUUAUAAAUCAGCGAAGGACUGGUGGCUGUUCAGUGCAUAUUUCUGCCUGCCGUUGGUCUGCACUGCUAUUUUCUACACCCUGAUGACCUGCGAGAUGCUGAGGAAGAAGAAUGGAGUCCAGAUCGCUCUCAGUGACCACCUCAAACAGCGAAGGGAGGUGGCUAAGACAGUGUUCUGCCUGGUUCUGGUCUUCGCUGUGUGCUGGCUGCCUCUCCACCUCAGCCGUAUCCUGAAGCUCACCAUCUACGACGAGAAAGAUCCAAACCGCUGCGAACUGCUCAGUUUCUUUUUGGUGUUGGACUACAUUGGCAUCAACAUGGCAUCCAUCAACUCCUGCAUCAACCCAAUCGCCCUCUACGUGGUCAGCAAGCGCUUCAAGAACUGCUUCAGGUCCUGCCUGUGCUGCUGGUGCCUACCGGCUGAGAUGUUGAUGGAUGAGAAGCAGUCGUGCAUGAAGAUGAAAGUCACAGAACGAGCCUCCGACCAGAGCAACUCCCGCUUGACCAACAAGUCCACUACCGCCUGAGUAAGAAAGGAGUAGAUAUGACAACAACAAAAAAACAAAAAGAAAUAUUGAAGUGUGGAUGACUGAAUGAGGAUACGCGCUUAUUCUUGUUCCAUCUACAGCAUCAUGUGAAGUCUCCAUCAACUUUUAACCAACGUGCUUUUGGAGAUCAGAUCUUACCUAAAACUCUUUUUUAUACUCACACUCUCCCUGUCCAAAACGAAAUAAGCAGCAGUGAACUCCAAAACACUGUAUUCUUGGACAAGAGUGAGACGUGUGUGAGGCAGUAAAACUGCCGUUCAACAUACCAAAUAUCGAGAACUAAGGCCGGGCAAAGUUCAGCACAAGUGUUUUAUAAAAUUGGGGGUCAAGAGUCGAUUAGCAAAGACAGCUCAUCAGGCUCUCGGUCUGGCGGUUACUUUGACGCUAUGAAUCUUGCAAUAAAUUACGCAUUACAUUCGAGUGCGACGCUGUGUUCCAUGUUGCUACCACGCACUGCAGCGGCUUGGAAGAGAUUAAAUCCAAUGAGCUUGUUUGAGAUUUGUUUGCGUCAUUUUGUUACGUAUUUCUUUGCAUGUAUGUAUGUAUUGAGAAAUUUUUGCAUGCUUUAUUGUUUGUUACUUUAGUGCUGUAAGAGCCAUAUUAGACUUGAGAUGUGAUUCAGUAACGAAAAAUGUUGAAAUGCUCCUUUAGUUCGGCUACUGACUACGUCAUGGCCACCAGCCCUCAGUUGAGGUUAAUGGGUCUGCGGAUCAAGACCGUUGUGCCAAGUUGAGCACAUGUUACUUUAUUGUUGAGUAAACCUUUAAAAUGCAGUUACUGCCUCUGUGGACUCAUUUGGAGUCAAGUUUAUUGCCAAUACACAGACUGUAACAGUAGCGGUAAUGUGGAUUACCGGACAGAGAGAAGAUUGCCGAUACAAGUGCCUUUAAAUGUAUCGUCUCUGUGCCAUUUCCUCACUAGUUAUUGAACUACUGAUGUUUUCAAGCUGUGCAAUAUCAGCUGUGUGUCCGGUCUGCUAUUGUAUUAUACUGUUCAAUAUUGGGCCUGUUCUUGAGGCUUCCGAGUGUAUUUGCUCUGCAUUAUCUUAAUCUGACUACUUACUUUAGCUGGUAUGACAAGAGGUAGGGGUUUCUUUUUGAAAUAAAUAAAAGGAAUAUAAUAAAU
This is a messenger RNA of Anarrhichthys ocellatus (wolf-eel), 2671 nucleotides long. RefSeq names its product endothelin receptor Ba (gene ednrba). Gene Ontology annotation, biological process: developmental pigmentation; endothelin receptor signaling pathway; vasoconstriction. The transcript has 8 exons. Lineage: Eukaryota; Metazoa; Chordata; Actinopteri; Perciformes; Anarhichadidae. The record is from RefSeq and is a predicted model, not a curated record. Gene Ontology annotation, molecular function: endothelin receptor activity. Gene Ontology annotation, cellular component: plasma membrane. The coding region runs from base 266 to 1525 and encodes 419 amino acids.